AUUUCCUUUAUCUCCCACCUCUUCGUCUUUCCUUUUCUUUUCUCUAUCGCCUAGGUUUCCUUUCCUCUAUCGCCGAUCGCCGAUCGCCGAUCGCCAUUAGGUUUCCUUCGUCUCCCACCUCUUCUUCUCUUUGCAAUGUAACCAGGUUCUUCCCUCUCUACAACAAGUAAGGAGAAGCUCAAAGGUAACCUAUUUAUUAUUUCUUCCCUCACCGCAGCACCACGGGUAGACUCGCCAGGCGACGAGGGUCGCCUAGCCAGGCGAUGAGGGUCGGCUCGCCAGUCGACGAGGGUCGGCUCGCCAGGCGACGAGGGUCGGCUCGUCAGGCGACGAGGGUCUGGUUCGCGUUGCCACAUUCUGACGACGAGAAGGAGGAGAUGGUGUCAGAGGAAGAGAUCAGCCUGUCUUCCUCUUCUGGCUCCCUCCCCACAUCCAAGGAAGAUAUCAACCAAUGAUGCCAAGUCAUUGCGAGAUAUGGCAUGGAAGAAAGAUUCUCGAAUUCGUGAUGCGUAUUUGGCUUGUGAGAGUAAGGGUGAGCAUGAAAGGUUGACUACCUUCCUGAAGUUGACGUACACCAGUACAAGGACAGGAUUACACAUUAUCCUUAUUGCUGCAGAAAUGGCACCAGUUGCAAAGGUUGGUGGUUUAGGGGAUGUUAUCACUGGUCUUGGUAAAGCAUUGCAGAGGAAGGGACACCUAGUGGAAAUUGUCCUUCCAAAAUAUGAUUAUAUACAGUAUGAUCUUAUUGCCGAUCUGAAGGCACUGGAUGUUGUGAUAGAGUCUUAUUUUGAUGGACAACUAUUCAGGAACAAAAUUUGGGUUGGGACUAUUGAAGGUCUGCCUGUUUAUUUAAUUGAGCCUCACCAUCCAGCCAAGUUCUUCUGGAGAGGAACAUAUUAUGGAGAGCAUGACGACUUCAAACGGUUUUCAUUUUUCAGUCGUGCUGCACUUGAGUUGCUCUAUGAAGCUGGGAAAAGGCCUGACAUAAUCCAUUGUCAUGAUUGGCAGACAACCUUUGUUGUAUGGACCAAAUCCUAUCUUCUUAAAUCGUGUUGUCUGAUGGUCAUUGAUUUCUAGUGAAAUUCAAUGAACCUUAGCUUUAUAGAUCUAUGGUUUAUUAACGUAAUCAGAUUUUUUUUUAAAAAUUUUAGGCACCACUUUAUUGGGACAUAUAUGCUGCAAAGGGUUUGAAUUCAGCUAGAAUUUGCUUUACCCGCCACAACUUUGAGCAUCAAGGAACAUAUAUAUGCUGCAAAGGGUUUUUAAAGCACGAGCACUAUUUUUGUUACUUUUCUUUUUAUUUAUUUAUUAUUUUGGUAGAGUUCAUAAAUACAUGUAUCAAUCUUUCAUGCUCUUUUAUGUUUGUUAAAGUAGUCUAUAUAUCUCGUUCAAAGCUUUACCAAUUUCUUUAUAUAUGUGCCCAUCCAUUAAAUUUCAAGUAGAAUUGGAGUUAAGGUUGGUGUGAAUAAACUCAGCUCUAUUAAGUUUGUGUAGUAUGCAUUUUCCCUAGUUGGUUUAAGUGAUAAUGAGAGGACUGAUUACCGAUGUUGAUUGAUAAGUAAAGUUUGUUGAUUUAUUUUGUUACUAAUGAUGUUUGCUUUGUUGGGGCACAUAUACUGUUAUGGAAAUAAAAACUUUUCAUUGUUUUCUUUGGUGUUUGUAAUUAACAGUAAGCGAAGACUAUUAUUAGGUGCAUAUGGAAUGAUACUUUGCAUUUUUCUCGUUUGGUAUGAUAUAUAAUAUUUUGAACUAUUUUUAUUAAUUUUGUAUCUUCAUUGUUUUAUUUCAUUUAUACAAAUAUAUACAUUGUAUUUGCAGGUGACAGGUACUUGGAUUUUUAUGAAUCAAUAUAAUGGUUGAAGAUGAUCCAUCUAAUCGAGUUUUUAUUUUACAAGACUUUGUUAGUAUUUACAAUUUAAUAUUUUGAGUGUAUUUGUAGGUUGUUUUGAAUGUAAAAGAUUUAUCAUUAGUAUUGUAUUUGUAAAUUUGACUCAAAUGAGUAUUGGAUGUAUAAAAAUAUCUAUGAGCCUUUUAAA
Molecule: messenger RNA, 2036 nt
Organism: Zingiber officinale
Lineage: Eukaryota; Viridiplantae; Streptophyta; Magnoliopsida; Zingiberales; Zingiberaceae
Product: probable starch synthase 4, chloroplastic/amyloplastic
Exons: 5
Coding region: 475-1077 (200 amino acids)
Source: RefSeq, a predicted model, not a curated record